AUGGCAAACAAUAAGUUUCUCAAUCGGACUGGCGGAGAAGUUCUCCGAGAACUGCUACUGGCUCACAAUGUCGAGCACAUCUUUGGCUACCCGGGCGGUGCAGCCCUGCCCCUCUUCGACGGGGUGUUUGCCAAACAACCCGCGGCCUCCUCGCUGCAGUUCAUCCUGGCCCACCACGAACAAAGUGCCGGCCACAUGGCGGAGGGCUAUGCCCGGGCAUCUCAAAAGCCGGGGGUGGUGCUCGUAACCUCCGGGCCCGGCAGCUCCAACACGGUGACUCCGAUGUUCAACGCGCUGCUGGACGGCACGCCCCUCGUGGUGAUCUGCGGACAAGUCGGCACGGCCGUCCAGGGCACGCUCGCCUUCCAGGAAAUCGACAUUGUGUCUCUAGCCAAAACGUGCACGAAAUGGUGCACGUGCGUGCAAUCGAUCGCCGACCUGCCCGGCAGCAUCGACGCGGCCUUCCACCACGCCACCACCAACCGGGCCGGCCCAACCCUGGUGGCCAUCCCCAAAGACAUCGGCAAGGCGGUGUUUGACGAGCACGCUCUCCGGCAGUCCUCCCAGUGCUCCCAGUGCCUCCCCAGCCCCCCCUCCAGCGGCGCCUCCAGCGGCGCCUCCUCCCCAACCCGGAUGAUGUACAACAUCGCCAGCCAAUACGACCGCAUCGAGCACAUCGCCCAUCUCGUGCGCCAAUCGCACCGCCCCGUGAUCUGUGCCGGCGCCGGCAUCCUGCACGCGCGCCACGGGCCGGCCCUGCUGGCGCAAAUCUCCCAGAUCGCCUCCAUCCCCGUCACCACCACGCUGCUGGGCCUGGGCGGCUUCGACGAGGCCCUCCCCACGGCCCUGCACAUGGUCGGCACCCACGGCACCCCCUACGCCAACAUGGCCGUCCAGCACGCCGACCUGAUCCUCGCCCUGGGCGCGCGUCUCGACGAGCGCGCCGUCGGCAACCCGUCCCUCUACGCGCCGCACGCCCGCCACCCGGCCACCGGUCUGGGCGUCAUCUACUUCGACUUCAGCCGCGACACCAUCGCCAAGGUCAUCCCCGCGACCGAACACAUCGAGGGCGAUCUCGCCGACACCCUCCCGGUGUUACGGCAGCAUCUGACCUCCGAUCCCCGUCCGGGCUGGAUGCAAACCAUCGCCAGCUGGAAACACAAAUACGCUCUCAACGCCCCCCCCACCCAGCCCAUCCACCCCCACACCCUCCUCACCACCCUCCAAGCCAUCCUCCCCCCGCCCUCCCACCAACCCGUCACCCUGACCACCGGCGUCGGCCAACACCAAAUGCACACCGCGCGGUCUUUCACCUUUGCCCCUCCCUCCUUCGCACCAACCUCAUGUCUGAUCACCUCCGGCUCCCUCGGCACCAUGGGCUUCGGUCUCCCCGCCGCGCUGGGCGCCAAACUCGCCGUCCCCAACAACCUGGUCAUCGACAUCGACGGCGACGCCAGCUUCUGCAUGUCGAUGGACGCGCUCCUGACGGCCCAGCAGGCCGGGGUGGACGUCAAGGUCAUCGUGUGCGAGAAUGGCGGGCAGGGGAUGAUUCGCCAGUUGCAGGAGAUGGACUACGGGGGACGGGUGUUUGGGACGGGGGAGCGGGAGGGUGGGGGGGUGGUGGAUGCGGUGGGCGUGGCGAGGGCUGUGGCGUGCCGGCGAGACGGUGUGCGGGCGGAGAGCACGAGUUGA
Aspergillus heteromorphus CBS 117.55 is the source of this 1692-nucleotide messenger RNA. Its product is annotated as thiamine pyrophosphate-binding protein. Gene Ontology annotation, cellular component: mitochondrion; acetolactate synthase complex. Lineage: Eukaryota; Fungi; Ascomycota; Eurotiomycetes; Eurotiales; Aspergillaceae. Gene Ontology annotation, biological process: L-valine biosynthetic process. Gene Ontology annotation, molecular function: thiamine pyrophosphate binding; flavin adenine dinucleotide binding; acetolactate synthase activity. The transcript has 2 exons. Bases 1 to 1692 code for a protein of 563 amino acids. The record is from RefSeq and is a predicted model, not a curated record.